Messenger RNA from Megalops cyprinoides (Indo-Pacific tarpon), 1164 nucleotides. RefSeq names its product protein mab-21-like 3. The record is from RefSeq and is a predicted model, not a curated record. NCBI's taxonomy places the organism in Eukaryota, Metazoa, Chordata, Actinopteri, Elopiformes, Megalopidae. Bases 1 to 1164 code for a protein of 387 amino acids. The transcript has 7 exons.
AUGAUAGACUUCACUGAUGAGGACCUCGACCACUAUCUGCAAAAUAAGGUGGAUCUCAGACAUCGGCGGGUGUCAAACGCAGUGGAGGAGGUUCAGAAGGUCAUCAGGGAUCUGACCGCAGAGGUCAGCACCAAGGACGGCCGCUUCCAGUCCAUCUCCAACUCCGGCGUCCACAAUGACACCAUAAAAGACCAGUCCACCCUAGUGGCUAAGUGGGCCAACCUGCUAAAGGGGAAAAGUGCCUUCAACCCUGCAAUCCAGGUCCUAACCCCCACCCUGUUCCUGAUUUCGGUGCCGUUGCGGGGGCUGGCGGGGUACAAGGAGCGGCGGGCACGGCAGUGGAGGUAUUACACGCUGAGUGGGUCGCGUCUGCUCUCGCCGGUCCGAGAGCCGGAGAAGCUGCACCAAUGGCUGGAGCUGGAGAGCUUCCUCAGCCCCGCCCAGGAGUGGCACGACGCCUGCGUGGCCAUCGAGGGCGACAUCGUCCCCGCCAAGGUUGUCAGCGUCUUCAAAGACCUGCUGGAGGCCGCCAUCAGGACCUGUGACCUUGAGAGCAGAGUUAGCGUUCUGGAGACGGUGGGGUCAGUGGUCCGAGUUGCCGUGGAGACAGCAGAGGCUCAGAUCGAGGUGGAGCUGGUCCCGACGGUGGAGGUGAUGAACUACUGGCCCAGAAAGGCCCGUUGGCCCAGGCUGCUGAAACGCUGGCCCUCCACAGAGCGGGUGAGCUGCACCAAGUCUUUCGGAUUCAACCUCAUGGCUACAUCCAGCUACCACUGGCUGCUCUCCUUCUCGCGGGCGGAGCAGGUGCUGCUAGGGGGCAUCGACGAGGACGGGGGCUGCCGCCGGAAGUGCUACCGGAUCGUCCGGCAGCUCAAAGAGGACGUGUGGUGUCAGGGGAGCAAGCCCGUGAUCACUACCUACCAUCUGCAGACCCUGCUCUUCUGGACCUGCGAGAAGUACCCCAGGUCCAGGGACUGGAGGAACCUGAGGGAGAGCGUGUUGCGGCUGGCCAAGAAGCUCCACAAGUGCGUCAGCCAGCGCUACCUCCGCCACUACUUCGUCCGCAGCUACAACCUGCUCAAGUACACCAACACCAACGAGCUGGACGUCAUGGCCAAGAAAAUCUGCGACUUCCUGGACAACCCAGGCAUCUACAUACACUAA